AUGGCCCGUGCGUUGCUUGGCCCUGGCGCUAAUCUUAUACACGAUGUCGAGGCCAGUGAGAUUAUCGAGAUCGUUAGCUCUUAUUUCGGGUUUAUUCUAGCGUUUUUACCCAAAUUCAUAUUUCUUGGAAGGCCGAGUUGCGGACUCGAACUACCCCCUUACGCCAUAGAACCCGCCAGAUUAGCUCUAGGAGCGGCUGGCCUCGCCGGCCUUUUCAAAAACGUGGUAGACUGUUUCGAAUAUAUUCAAAUCGGCCGGAAUUUUGGCACAGCAUUUCAAACGUCUAUCCUCAAUCUCGAUGUGGCAAGACUACGCCUGACUCGAUGGGGCGAAUUCGUAGGAUUAGCCCGCUGGGAUGGGUUACAAUCCUUGAAAGAAACGAAACUUUCGACUGAAUGCAUAGCAAAAGCGGAACUUCUUCUCGGGCAGAUAGAGGACCUCUUCGUGGAGGGAGAAGGGAUAUCGGAAAGAUACAAGCGGCGCUGCUCCUCCGAACAAAGCCUCGCUGCGUACGACCCCAAAACCGAUCUAGAUAAAACUCGGACACUUCUUCAUAAGAAGAUGCGCGAGUUCGAGCUCAAACGCCAGAGUAGUGCAAACCUGCGAGAGAAGGCUAAAUGGGCUCUAUACGAAGAGAAACGUUUCUCGCGACUGAUCGAGGACAUCACCGCUUUGACAAACGGCCUUAUCGAUUUGUUUCCCGCUGCUGAGCAGAUCCAGCGACAACCGUGCCUGGCCGAGGUAACCAAGCUUGAUUUCCAAAAUGAUAGCCUUCCGUUACUUCAGGAAGCCGCCGCGGACCAAGACAACCUCCUAAGUGAUGCUAUCUCGGAAGUCAGGAACUCUCAGCCCACGGGUUCCUACAACAUAUCACUUUCAGGAAAUCAGAACCAUGGUUUGCUUUUUGGGUAUAACACAGGCACCAUCAACUGGAGAUAA
This is a messenger RNA of Uncinocarpus reesii 1704, 939 nucleotides long. RefSeq lists its product as uncharacterized. Bases 1 to 939 code for a protein of 312 amino acids. NCBI's taxonomy places the organism in Eukaryota, Fungi, Ascomycota, Eurotiomycetes, Onygenales, Onygenaceae. The transcript has 2 exons. The record is from RefSeq and is a predicted model, not a curated record.